CUGGGCUCCCGCGGCAGCAACGACGGCGGCGGCGGUGGCGGCGGCGCUUCCGCCUGGCGGGCCUCGGCCCGGUGCGAGCGGCCCCACGAUGUGGCUGGGCCCGGAGGAGGUGCUGGUGGCCAACGCUCUGUGGGUGACGGAGCGGGCCAACCCCUUCUUCGUGCUGCAGCGGCGCCGCGGCCACGGCAAGGGUGGCGGCCUCACGGGUCUUCUCGUGGGCACCCUGGACGUGGUGUUGGACUCCAGUGCCCGCGUGGCCCCUUACCGAAUCCUGCACCAGACCCAGGACUCGCAGGUCUACUGGACAGUGGCAUGUGGUUCUUCCCGCAAAGAGAUCACCAAGCACUGGGAAUGGCUGGAAAAUAACUUACUCCAGACGCUGUCCAUCUUCGACAAUGAGGAAGACAUCACCACCUUUGUCAAGGGCAAGAUCCACGGCAUCAUCGCAGAAGAGAACAAGAACCUGCAGCCGCAGGGAGAUGAGGACCCUGGGAAGUUCAAGGAAGCUGAGCUGAAGAUGCGGAAGCAGUUCGGGAUGCCCGAGGGGGAGAAGCUGGUCAACUACUAUUCCUGCAGCUACUGGAAGGGCCGUGUGCCCCGGCAGGGCUGGCUCUACCUGAGCGUCAACCACCUGUGCUUCUAUUCCUUCCUACUGGGCAAGGAAGUGAGCCUGGUGGUGCAGUGGGUGGACGUCACGAGGCUAGAGAAGAAUGCCACUCUGCUCUUCCCUGAGAGCAUCCGUGUGGACACGCGGGACCAGGAGCUCUUCUUCUCUAUGUUCCUCAACAUCGGUGAGACCUUCAAGCUCAUGGAGCAGCUGGCCAACCUGGCCAUGCGGCAGCUGCUGGACAGCGAGGGCUUCCUGGAGGAGAAGGCGCUGCCCCGGCCCGCCCGGCCACACAGAAACAUCUCAGCUCUGAAGCGAGACCUAGACGCCCGAGCCAAGAACGAGUGCUACCGGGCCACAUUCCGGCUGCCCAGGGAUGAGCGCCUGGAUGGCCACACAGGCUGUACCCUGUGGACCCCGUUCAACAAGCUGCACAUCCCUGGCCAGAUGUUCAUCUCUAGCAACUACAUCUGUUUCGCCAGCAAGGAGGAGGAUGCCUGCCACCUCAUCAUACCCCUGCGGGAGGUGACCAUUGUCGAAAAAGCUGACAGCUCCAGUGUCCUGCCCAGCCCUCUGUCCAUCAGCACCAAGAGCAAAAUGACCUUCCUAUUCGCCAACCUGAAAGACCGUGAUUUCUUAGUGCAGAGGAUCUCUGACUUCCUCCAGAAGAUGCCAUCCAAGCAGCCAGGAGGCAGUGGCGGGGGAAGGAAAGCCAGCACCGCGGACCCGGCCCCAGAGUGCCCCCCAGCUCCAGCAGAGGCCGCAGAUCAGCCCAGCCCCACCACCCCCUUGGGGAGCCGCCAGGGCUCCAGUGUGCAGGAGGCACCGACCGCAUCCCAGGGGCUGCUUAAACUCUUCCAGGGAAACUCUCCCAUGGAGGACCUGGGGGCCAAGGGGGCCAAGGAGAAGAUGAAAGAGGAGUCAUGGGACAUUCACUUCUUCGAGUACGGCCGCGGUGUGUGCAUGUACCGCACAGCCAAGACUCGGGAGCUGGUGCUGAAGGGCAUCCCCGAGAGCCUCCGUGGGGAGCUGUGGCUCCUCUUCUCUGGGGCCUGGAACGAGAUGGUGACUCACCCGGGCUACUACGCCGAGCUGGUGGAGAAGUCCAUGGGGAAGUACAGCCUGGCCACAGAGGAGAUCGAGCGAGACCUCCACCGCUCCAUGCCUGAGCACCCCGCCUUCCAGAACGAGCUGGGCAUUGCUGCCCUCCGGCGGGUGCUAACUGCCUAUGCUUUCCGAAACCCCACCAUCGGCUACUGUCAGGCCAUGAACAUCGUCACCUCUGUGCUCCUGCUCUACGGCAGUGAGGAGGAGGCCUUCUGGCUGCUGGUGGCCCUCUGUGAGCGCAUGCUGCCCGACUAUUACAACACCAGGGUGGUGGGGGCCCUGGUGGACCAAGGCAUCUUUGAGGAGCUCACGAGAGACUUCCUGCCCCAGCUCUCGGAGAAGAUGCAGGACCUGGGGGUGAUCUCCAGCAUCUCUCUCUCUUGGUUCCUGACCCUCUUCCUCAGCGUCAUGCCCUUCGAGAGCGCUGUGGUCAUCGUUGACUGCUUCUUCUACGAGGGCAUCAAGGUGAUCCUGCAGGUGGCCUUGGCCAUCCUGGAUGCCAACAUGGAGCAGCUGCUGGGCUGCGGCGAUGAGGGCGAGGCCAUGACCGUCCUGGGCAGAUACUUAGAUAACGUGGUCAACAAGCAGAGUGUUUCUCCUCCUAUCCCACACCUCCAUGCCCUGCUGACUAGUGGAGAUGACCCGCCAGCAGAAGUGGACAUCUUCGACCUCCUGAAGGUGUCCUAUGAGAAAUUCAGCAGCCUGAGGGCCGAUGACAUCGAACAGAUGCGAUUUAAACAGAGGCUGAAAGUGAUCCAGUCCUUGGAGGACACGGCCAAGCGCAGCGUGGUCCGAGCUAUACCUGGGGACAUCGGUUUCUCAAUUGAAGAGCUGGAGGACCUCUACAUGGUGUUUAAGGCCAAGCACCUGGCAAGUCAGUACUGGGGGGGCAGCCGGCCCACCGCUGUGCGUCGGGACCCCAGCCUGCCCUACCUGGAGCAGUACCGCAUUGACGCCAGCCAGUUCCGGGAGCUCUUCACCAGCCUGACACCCUGGGCCUGUGGCGCCCACACGCCAGUCUUGGCAGGGCGCAUGUUCCGGCUCCUAGACGAAAACAGGGACUCUCUGAUCAACUUCAAGGAGUUUGUGAUGGGGAUGAGUGGGAUGUACCAUGGGGACCUGACCGACAAGCUCAAGGCCCUCUACAAGCUGCACCUGCCCCCAGCCCUGAGCCCGGAGGAGGCCGAGUCAGCCCUGGAAGCGACCCUCUACUUCACGGAAGACAGCUCCUCAGAAGCAUCUCCUCUGGCCUCAGAUCUGGACCUUUUCCUGCCCUGGGAGGCUCAAGAGACCCUACGGCAGGAAGAGCAAGAAAGAGGCGGAAAUGAAGACAGCCAAGAAAAAAGAGGAGAGGAGAAGGGGACCAGCCCUCCCGACUAUCGGCAUUACCUUCGCAUGUGGGCCAAAGAGAAAGAGGUUCAGAAGGAGACAAUUAAGGAUCUCCCAAAAAUGAACCAGGAACAGUUCAUUGAGCUGUGCAAGACGCUGUACAAUAUGUUCAGUGAGGACCCCAUGGAGCAGGCCCUGUACCACGCCAUUGCCACCGUGGCCAGCCUGCUGCUUCGCAUCGGCGAGGUGGGGAAGAAGUUUUCCGCCCCACCAGGCAGGAAGCCCAGGGCCGGUGCCGCUGAGGAGGACGAGCCACCAGCCCCUGACCCCACACAGGACCCAGCCCUGGAGCUUCAGCCUCCAGCUGCAGGGGACCCUCAGGCCAAAGCCGGCGGGGACACCCACCUCGGGAAGGCUCCCCAGGAGACCCAGGUGGUGGGUGACGGGGGUGGUGGCGAGGGCCGGGGCUCCCCGUCCCAGCUGCUGUCUGACGAUGAAACCAAAGACGACAUGUCCAUGUCCUCGUACUCGGUGGUCAGCACAGGCUCCCUGCAGUGUGAGGACCUGGCCGAUGACACGGUGCUGGUGGGCGCGGAGGCCCGCGGCCCCCCGGCCCCCACCCGCGGCGGGGGCACUGUGGACACGGACUGGUGCAUCUCCUUCGAGCAGAUCUUGGCCUCCAUCCUGACAGAGUCCGUCCUGGUGAACUUCUUUGAGAAGAGGGUGGACAUUGGACUCAAGAUCAAGGACCAAAAGAAGGUGGAGAGACAGUUCAGCACGUCCAGUGACCUCGAACAGUCUGGAGUUUCAGGCUGACAGGGACCUGGCCUGUCUCUCCUCCCUGCCCCCUCCUCCCUCUUGUUCUGUUUGCUCUCUCAGGACACACCUCUCCUGUUCUCCCUGGAUCCAGUGAGCUGUAAAUGGAAAAAAAGGCAGAAUAGCCACAGUAGGGCCCAGACAGAGGCUCCCAGUCCCUUCUUCCUGCCUGCCUGGCAGGACCUGCCUUGGUCCCUGUGUUGUCGUGUCAGAGGCCGCCCAUCCUGGCCUGCUUGCCCAGUGCCUCUGUGCCCCGUUCUGUGGCCAGGCCACACUGCACCUUCCACACUUGGGGUGAGGGGGUGGGGGUCCUGGUGCUCUCUAGGAGCCUGGAGCCUGAGCCCCUGGCUCAGCCCCUGGGGUGCACCAGAGCGGACCAUGAGGGCAUUACUCUAUAUCCUCUCGCAGCUCGUCAGCCUCACCGUUAACCUUACAAGCACAUCCCUCAGGUCCUGGUAGAUUUCCUUGUAUUCAUUUCGGUUGGCAGAAAAUCACACUGUGCGCAAUGCCUUAAUAAACCCCCAAAGAACUCAAUACCA
This is a messenger RNA of Lutra lutra (Eurasian river otter), 4398 nucleotides long. It is a transcript of the gene TBC1D9B, whose product is annotated as TBC1 domain family member 9B. The coding region runs from base 89 to 3859 and encodes 1256 amino acids. Gene Ontology annotation, molecular function: calcium ion binding. The record is from RefSeq and is a predicted model, not a curated record. NCBI's taxonomy places the organism in Eukaryota, Metazoa, Chordata, Mammalia, Carnivora, Mustelidae. The transcript has 22 exons.